Molecule: messenger RNA, 863 nt
Organism: Pocillopora meandrina
Lineage: Eukaryota; Metazoa; Cnidaria; Anthozoa; Scleractinia; Pocilloporidae
Source: the annotation of a GenBank genome assembly
AUGGCUGCAGCCGUCACGAGUGCCAAGGAGAUUGCUCAGUAAGUCCUCUUAUUCUCUUUACUUCACGUUUCUAACAAUGAAUGUGGUGAAACUAAACACGAAUUACGCUUAGUAAAUGAUAAUCUCUCGAUUAUUUAUGUUUGUGAAAGUGUCUUGCAUAUUUGGUGAACAAAAAAGGGUUCUGGUUGAAGUGAAAAAAAAGAUAAACAACAUGCAACACAAACAAAAAGAAAAUAAGUGUUAACAUUUUUUUUAUCUUUAGAACCAACACGGAGUGGACUGAACAACAUGACAAUAUUCUUUGUCAGGAGAUUCUCGUUCUUGAACUAUUCAAGGCAAAGAAAGGAAGCAUUGCAAGGGGCCAAAUUUGGGAUAAAAUAGCGAACAAUCUGAACAGCCUUCAACAUCCCCAGUUCAGAGUGACGAAGCGAUCUGUGAGAGAACGAUAUACGCUUUUGAGUGACAAAUUUAGAGCAAAGAUAAGAGAUGAAGAAAAGGCAAGUGGAAUAGAUACAGAUUUGAGUGACGUUGAAAAAGCACUUGAGGGGAUAGUAGAAAAAGAAGCUGUGGUUGAAGAAACGGCGCAAAAUGACAAAAAGAAAGUCGAUAGUGGCAAAGCAGCGGAAAUGAGAUACAGAGCUCUAGAGAACCUUGGCGGGACACAAAAAAGACAAAGGAAAGAUGAGGUAAAGAAUGAAACAGUAGCAAGAGUAAAACGUCGAAAAAGUGGUAGUGACACGGUGGCGUAUUUGCGAGAAAAGAACGAUCUCAUGCAGAAAUGGAAAAUGGAAGAAAUGCAGCUACAGAAGCAGCGACUAGUGGUUAAGAGCAAGAAGGAAGAGCAGUCCAAAAAGCAACAUUAG